Messenger RNA from Falco peregrinus (peregrine falcon), 1776 nucleotides. RefSeq names its product phospholipid phosphatase related 1 (gene PLPPR1). The record is from RefSeq and is a predicted model, not a curated record. Lineage: Eukaryota; Metazoa; Chordata; Aves; Falconiformes; Falconidae. The transcript is spliced from 10 exons. Gene Ontology annotation, biological process: signal transduction; phospholipid dephosphorylation; phospholipid metabolic process. Gene Ontology annotation, molecular function: phosphatidate phosphatase activity. The coding region runs from base 518 to 1495 and encodes 325 amino acids.
UCCCUCCGCUCCGCAGCCGGGGCGGGGGGCUGGAAGCCGGGUCCGGCGCCCGGGGAGGCAGAGGCGGAGAGGCGGGCGAUGGGGGAGCAGCCGCGCCGGCCACUCUCCGGGCAUCGCUAGGGCGGCGAGGGGGCGGGAGGGGGCGAGCAAGAAGGACAGGGACAAGGACAAGGGAGGGCGUCCCGGGCCCCCGCCCCUCUCCGCCGCGCCGAGGAGGGAGGGCGGACCACGAUGGCCGGCUGGCGGGCGCUGCCCGCCCGCCCGCAUGGAGACCGCCGCCCGUAGCGGGGCUGCCGCGCCGCACCGCGGGUGAACACUAAAACGUAUUGGAGAUUGUUCUAAACUGAACCAAACAGAGCCUCAGCCUUCGGUAUAUGUCCUAAGAGAUCCAGAAAAUGUGCCAGCUCAACUGCUUCCAUGGAAUGCCAAACAAAUCAGAAAAGAGAGGCUUCACGGUAUCAAGAGGGAGUGGAUAUUAAAGUUUUGAACAGUGCCUCCUCAAGAAGUGUGACAAGAAAUGGCUUUAGGAAACAAUACCCAGAGAAGUUAUUCCAUCAUCCCUUGCUUCAUCUUUGUUGAGCUUGUCAUCAUGGCUGGGACUGUUCUGCUCGCCUACUACUUUGAGUGCACCGAUACUUUUCAGGUGCAUAUCCAAGGCUUCUUCUGUCAGGAUGGCAAUUUGAUGAAACCGUACCCUGGAACAGAGGAUGAGAGCUUCAUUUCACCUCUUGUGCUCUACUGUGUGCUGGCUUCAACUCCCACAGCUAUUAUUUUUAUUGGUGAGAUAUCCAUGUAUUUCAUAAAGUCAACCCGAGAAAGCCUAAUUAUUCAAGAGAAAACUAUUUUGACUGGAGAGUGCUGUUACCUGAACCCACUCCUUCGAAGAAUAAUACGUUUCAUAGGAGUGUUUGCGUUCGGACUUUUUGCCACUGACAUAUUUGUAAAUGCUGGCCAGGUUGUGACUGGGAACUUGGCUCCCUACUUUCUGACCGUAUGUAAACCCAACUACACUGGAAAUGACUGUCGGGCCCACCACCAGUUCAUAAACAAUGGCAACAUUUGCACUGGAGAUGUGGAGGUGAUUGAAAAGGCGAGGAGAUCCUUUCCAUCCAAACAUGCUGCUUUGAGCAUCUACUCAGCUUUAUAUGCCACGAUGUACAUCACAAGCACAAUUAAAACAAAGAGUAGCAGGCUAGCCAAACCUGUGCUGUGUCUGGGUACCCUAUGUGCUGCAUUCCUCACUGGGCUAAAUCGAGUUUCUGAGUAUCGAAACCACUGUUCAGACGUGAUUGCAGGCUUUAUCUUGGGCAGUGCUGUAGCUUUGUUUCUGGGGAUAUGUGUUGUCCAUAACUUUAAAGGAACUCAUGGAGCUCCUUCUAAACCGAAGCCUGAAGACCCACGAGGAAUGCCAUUAAUGGCUUUUCCAAGAGUGGAAAGUCCUCUGGAGACACUGAGUGCGCAGAAUCACUCUGCCUCUAUGACUGAAGUAACCUGAGAUGGAAGAUGCCAACUGAAGCUAUUUUUUAUUACCUUCCAGUACAAUACUCCAAGACACACAGUUACUAAAUGUCUAACUGUGAUGACCAGUAUUAUGUUAUGUCUAGUUAGAGGCUAAUGUUUUGUACUUUUUUUGUAUGAGAAAGUGAUGUAGCUUGCCCUGAUUUUUUGUCAGCUUUAAUAUUAUUAUGCCAGAAUUUAAAAGCAAAAUGGAAAAAGAACAAAAAAACCUUUUCUUGUUUAAAGUGUGCACUGAGGAAUUACAUCUAUGGAAUUGUU